Molecule: messenger RNA, 1015 nt
Organism: Xiphophorus maculatus (southern platyfish)
Lineage: Eukaryota; Metazoa; Chordata; Actinopteri; Cyprinodontiformes; Poeciliidae
Exons: 1
Coding region: 165-1001 (278 amino acids)
Molecular function (GO): nucleic acid binding; zinc ion binding
Source: RefSeq, a predicted model, not a curated record
UACCUGCUAAGUUGGAGAUGUCUCACGCGUGCUUCUGUGUAGCCUCAAGAUUUUAUUAAAUACACAUAUCGGAGAACAGAACAUGGUGUCAGAAGUAUAGACUACUAAGCGAAGAGAGAACAAGUGAGAACUGACGGCUCGAAUAAAAUAAGAACGACAACGUCAUGAACCAGUUUCAAGUCACCCCGCCAGAAAAGUUCACGUUCAGAGCUGAAGACUGGACGAAAUGGAUAAAGCGUUUCGAGAGGUUUCGUAUCGCGUCUGGUUUGGAGACACAAGCGGACGAAAACCAAGUAAAUACGCUGAUAUACACCAUGGGGGACGAGGCAGAAGAUAUACUGGUUUCCCUGCAUCUAACUCCGCAAGAAGCGAGUGAGUACGAGACUGUUAAGGGACGGCUGGAUGCUCACUUCGUAGCCCGCCGGAAUAUUAUAUUUGAGCGGGCGAAAUUCAAUCAGCGCCAACAGGAGACGGGUGAGUCCAUUGACGGCUUUCACACCGCGUUACACUGUUUGGCUGAAUACUGUGGAUACGGGACUUUGCAUGAUGAGAUGGUGCGGGACAGAUUCGUCGUGGGUCUGAGAGAUAAAAGACUAUCAGAACAGCUACAAAUGGACGCUGAGCUGACGCUAGAGAAGGCGUUAAACAGAGCCCGUCAGAGCGAGCUAGUAAAAAAGCAACAGGAAAUGCUUUUCAUAGCUAACUUCAAGUCAGACAUUGCUGGCGCGCAGUUGGACCGCGUUCACGCGAGUGGGAGCGCGCGCUCCAGGCAACCGAAGGCGCCACACAAAUAUGUCGUCACAAAAGCUACACAAGAUAAAAAGGCACAGUGCAGAAGAUGCGGGGACACGAAAGGACACAGUAUGCAGCAAUGCCCUGCUAGAGAAGCAGCCUGCAAUUAUUGUGGGAAAAAGGGACAUUUUGCUAGGGUCUGCAGAAAUAAAAAAAAUAUGUCAAGUGAAUGCUGGGUUUGCAACAGAAAGCACACAUACAGACAAUGAUGUUGCUUUUCUGG